Messenger RNA from Rhinichthys klamathensis goyatoka, 1398 nucleotides. It is a transcript of the gene hdac11, whose product is annotated as histone deacetylase 11. The transcript has 12 exons. Bases 227 to 1342 code for a protein of 371 amino acids. Lineage: Eukaryota; Metazoa; Chordata; Actinopteri; Cypriniformes; Leuciscidae. Gene Ontology annotation, molecular function: histone deacetylase activity. The record is from RefSeq and is a predicted model, not a curated record.
GACGCAAGAGUAAGAGCGCAGCUGCACUUCAGGAGGGGAGGAACUACAAGCAGACAAUAUUAAACGUGCGCACAAUCCUUUUGACUGCAAAUGUUUGAUAGAAACAACAUUAAUAUCUAUUAAGUGGAUGGUUGCAUGUGUUCUGUCCAUAAUAGACGCAUAGACGACAAAUAAUUUUACCGUAAACAUAAGAGAAAUAUAAAAUGGCUAGCAGCUGAAAUUUAACAUGCUUUCAAAAAAAGAAGAUUCAGGAGGAAAGAAAGGCUCCCACCAAACUGAACUUUACACAGAGGUCCCUGCGACAUGCCUGCCUAUUGUCUAUUCCCCUGAGUACAACAUCACCUUCAUGGGACUGGAAAAGCUGCAUCCCUUUGACGCAGGCAAAUGGGGCAAGGUCAUUCGCUUCUUGAAAGAAGAGCAGUUCAUCACUGAUGAGAUCAUCGUUCCAGCCCGGGAGGCCAGCGAGGCGGAUCUUCUUGUGGUUCACACUGCGCGUUACCUGAACAGACUCAAGAACGCUAUCUUGGAGGGCUCCAGAGAGUGGUCUCUGGUAGUUGCCACCAUCACAGAGAUCCCACCUCUCCUGUUCCUGCCCAACUUCCUGGUACAGCGCAAAGUUCUGAAACCUUUGCGAACGCAAACAGGAGGAACCAUCAUGGCUGGAAAGCUGGCAAUGGAUCGAGGAUGGGCAAUAAAUGUGGGAGGAGGCUUCCACCACUGCUCUAGUGACAAAGGAGGAGGUUUUUGUGCCUACGCUGACAUCACACUAGCAAUCAAGUUUCUCUUUGAGAGGGUGGAGGGUGUUGCCAGGGCCACCAUCAUCGAUCUAGACGCCCAUCAGGGAAAUGGCCACGAGCGGGAUUUCCUGGAUGACAGACGCGUUUACAUAAUGGAUGUCUAUAAUCGUCACAUCUAUCCAGGAGAUGGAUAUGCAAAGAGGGCGAUUAAACGAAAAGUGGAGCUGGACUGGGGCACAGAAGACAUGGAGUAUCUACAGAAGGUGGAGCUCCAUUCAGAAGGAGCACUGAAUGAAGUAAGGCCUGACAUUAUCAUAUAUAAUGCUGGCACGGACAUCCUUGAUGGAGACGCUCUGGGAGGUCUGGCUAUAUCCCCACAGGGUAUCGUAAAGAGAGAUGAGAUCAUCUUCAGGGCAGCCCGGCGACGAGGAAUACCCAUCCUUAUGGUGACAUCAGGGGGCUACCAGAAGAAGACCGCCCGCAUCAUCGCGGACUCCAUUCUGAAUCUGCACAGACAGGGUUUGAUUGGUGAAGAGGCUGUUGAGGGUGCGGGACCCUCACAUGUGCCGUUAAUGAUGACCAAAUCCACACUGGCUGCCAUUUAAGCUCUCCUGAUCUUGGACAUUGUCAAGUGUGUCAAACACACUGUUAAUUUACCUAA